AUGAUCGAAAUACGCAAUUAUAACUGCGAGGAAGACAUCAGAUACACCGUUCAGGUUCACAGACUGAUCCUGAGACUUAUCGGGGUAUGGCCGGUCCUGGAGAAAUCUUGGCACGGGAAGAGGCUGCUGAAGAGGCUCCUCAACUGCGUAUGCUGCUUCCUACUGUCUUUCAAUCUAAUACCGUGGGCGCUGCAUAUGUUUGUCAUCAUAGACACUUUCAAAGCUAGGCUGAGAAUGCUGGGCGCGCUUUGCUUCUACACCAUGGUAUACGUUAUAUACUGCAUGCUUAUCCACCAGGAAGAUCGUAUCAGGGAUUGUGUAAGACACGUUGAGGAGGAUUGGCGAAACGUUAAGGACGUGAACGAUCGCAAGAUCAUGUUGGACAAGGCUAAAUUGGGACGUUUUAUACUUAUCACUGCCACGUUAUUCUUGUUCACCAGCGGCUUCACUCACCGGCUCAUUAAGCCGAUAAUCAGAGGCAGCAUCGUCGUCAACGAGAACCUCACGAUCAGACCGCUGGUGCAGGGAAAUUAUUACAUUUUCUUCGAUCCACAGCAGAGCCCUGCCUACGAGAUCGUGUUCUCCGUCCAAUGUCUGUCCGGUAUCGUCAUAUACAUCGUUACUGCCAGUGUCUGCGGGGUUACCGCGUUGUUCACCAUGCACGCCUGCGGACAACUGGAAAUGCUGAUCAGUUGGCUGGAGAAUUUGGCAAGCGACGAUCAAUUGUGGAAGGAUCACGUCGCUGCUCGGAGAUUAGCGACAAUCAUUCUACAUCACGUGAGGAUACGUAAGUGA
Dinoponera quadriceps is the source of this 795-nucleotide messenger RNA. RefSeq lists its product as uncharacterized. Gene Ontology annotation, cellular component: plasma membrane. Gene Ontology annotation, biological process: detection of chemical stimulus involved in sensory perception of smell; sensory perception of smell. Gene Ontology annotation, molecular function: odorant binding; olfactory receptor activity. Lineage: Eukaryota; Metazoa; Arthropoda; Insecta; Hymenoptera; Formicidae. The record is from RefSeq and is a predicted model, not a curated record. The transcript has a single exon. Bases 1 to 795 code for a protein of 264 amino acids.